Messenger RNA from Protopterus annectens (West African lungfish), 6045 nucleotides. RefSeq names its product solute carrier family 12 member 2 (gene SLC12A2). Gene Ontology annotation, biological process: potassium ion homeostasis; cell volume homeostasis; chloride ion homeostasis. The coding region runs from base 467 to 4081 and encodes 1204 amino acids. The transcript is spliced from 27 exons. The record is from RefSeq and is a predicted model, not a curated record. NCBI's taxonomy places the organism in Eukaryota, Metazoa, Chordata, Ceratodontiformes, Protopteridae. Gene Ontology annotation, molecular function: sodium:potassium:chloride symporter activity; ammonium channel activity. Gene Ontology annotation, cellular component: membrane.
UCACCGAAAAACACGCCUCCCUCUCGCGAGUGCAAAACGAUAAAUGUGUGUGGGGAGGAGCUUGGCUAGAGUAGACUCUGUAAAUUGUCUUGUUAAAAAAAAGAAGCUGGCGCUACUGUUGGAUACAAAGAGUAGGCUGCGCGCGAAAGCAGUCUCUCUCUCUCUCUCCGCCUCAGCAUCAGUCUGCCGUCUUCUCUGACGCUGUUGCCGGUAUCUCCAAGGUCUCUGUCAAAGACAUACACGCCUUAUGAAGGGAGCGAGAGUUGUCUGCCGCCAGUGUUAGAGGGGACGGUGGACAAAAGCUGUUUUGAGUAGCUGUGCCGGUAGCUGCUGGACUUUUAGUGUGACUUCCGCAGUGGAUAGUAGCAAUCUUCUGGAGAGUAGCAGACGCCCCAACUGGUAUUCUGUCUCUCAGCUUUUUAGUAGGCUGUCAGCAGUAGGGGCUGGGUAAGACAAUACACUAGACAUGGAGAAAAAGCUGGCAGAGCUACCGUCUUCCGGCUCUUUUAUGCCUACUUCCAAAGCUGAAGAGAAUCUGCAGCCCCCAAUAGGUUUAGUCCCCCAGAACCCAGCUUCAGUCUUCUCCCCCUUGUCAGGAGGACUGACACCCAGCGUAGAGGCACAGGUAGAUGCCGUGCAAAAGCCGCUACGACCAACAGCAAGCCAGAGUCGUUUCCAGGUGGAUGUGGUGUCCGAAGGUGCCGAUGGCAGUUGCACCGGUCCCCAAGACAUUACAGAGGCAACCGAGCUAGGUACGGAUGAGAGACUCUUAUCUCGGGCCAACUUCCCCGGUACAGCGCCGUCGGCCUUGCAUGCAGCAUCAGCACCAGACUCACUGGAGGAGGCAAAGGGUCGGUUCCGGGUGAAUUUCGUAGAUCCAUCUUCUGAGAGCAGCUCCCCUGAUCAGCAGGUGGUGGGAAACAACAAUCUGCCCAAUGAAGCCGCUGUGAGUUUCCAGAAUGGAGGGGAAACAGUGAUGAGCGAGAGUAGCCUGCAUUCGUCCUCUGGGGGCCAACCGCACUAUUAUUAUGAUACGCAUACUAAUACGUAUUAUUUACGGACUUUUGGCCACAACACGAUUGAUCCGGUACCGAGGAUUGACUUCUAUCGUCAUACCGCUGCCCAGCUUGGGGAAAAACUGUUAAGACCCACCUUAGCGGAGCUGCACGAUGAGCUGGACAAGGAACCGUUUGAAGAUGGUUUUAUGACAGGGGAGGAUACUCCAGCUGAAGAGACCAUUGCUGCUACUGUAGUUGACACCACAGGAGCUGUAAGGUUUGGGUGGAUUAAAGGUGUACUGGUACGAUGCAUUUUGAAUAUCUGGGGUGUAAUGCUGUUCAUCCGACUAUCUUGGGUCGUGGGACAGGCUGGGAUAGGACUUGCUGUUGUAAUAGUGGGAAUGGCUACUGUUGUGACAACCAUCACGGGACUGUCCACUUCGGCUAUAGCCACAAAUGGAUUUGUGAGAGGAGGUGGUGCGUAUUAUUUAAUAUCGAGAAGUUUGGGGCCUGAGUUUGGUGGUGCAAUUGGACUCAUCUUUGCCUUUGCUAAUGCUGUGGCAGUAGCAAUGUAUGUAGUUGGCUUCUCGGAGACUGUUGUGGAUCUCUUGAAGGUCAACAAUGCAAAUAUGGUGGAUGAAGUUAAUGACAUUAGGAUAAUUGGAGCCAUCACCAUUGUUGUACUGUUGGGGAUCUCUGUAGCAGGAAUGGAAUGGGAAGCAAAAGCUCAAAUUGUGCUGUUGGGGGUCCUUAUACUGGCCAUAAUCAACUACCUCAUAGGAGCUUUUAUCCCACUUGAUGACAAGAAGCCUAAAGGGUUCUUCGGUUAUAGUGGUCAGAUAUUUAAUGAAAACUUUGGCCCAGAUUUUCGAGAUGAACAAAAUUUCUUCUCAGUAUUUGCUGUUUUCUUCCCUGCUGCAACUGGUAUUCUAGCCGGAGCGAAUAUCUCAGGUGACCUUGCGGACCCUCAAUUAGCCAUACCUAAAGGAACACUCCUGGCUAUUUUAAUCACUACGAUUGUUUACGCAGGAGUUGCAGUAUCAGUAGGUUCUUGUGUUGUCCGUGAUGCCACAGGAAGUGUCAAUUCUACAGUCACUAUGAACAAUUGGAGUAAUUGCACAGAUGCAGCUUGUAGCUUAGGUUUUGACUUCUCUUCUUGCAAACCUGCUGGAAAGUGUAAAUAUGGAUUAAUGAAUGAUUUUCAGGUAAUGAGCUUAGUGUCUGGAUUUUCACCCCUAAUAGUAGCUGGCAUCUUUUCAGCUACUCUGUCUUCAGCUUUGGCCUCCUUAGUGAGUGCACCUAAGGUCUUCCAGGCUUUGUGUAAGGACAACAUUUAUCCAGGCCUGCAGAUGUUUGCUGUUGGAUAUGGCAAAAACAACGAACCUCUUCGGGGUUACAUUCUAACCUUCCUUAUUGGUCUCGGCUUCAUAUUAAUUGGUGAACUGAAUGUCAUUGCUCCGAUAAUCUCAAACUUUUUCCUGGCUUCCUAUGCUUUAAUUAACUUUUCAGUAUUCCAUGCAUCACUUGCAAAAUCUCCAGGUUGGCGGCCUGCAUUCAGGUACUACAAUAUGUGGGUUUCCCUCGUAGGAGCAGUUUUGUGCUGUGCAGUGAUGUUUGUUAUCAACUGGUGGGCAGCACUGUUAACCUACGUGAUAGUCCUCUCUCUGUACAUAUAUGUGACCUACAAAAAGCCAGAUGUGAAUUGGGGUUCUUCAACACAAGCCUUGACGUAUCUAAGUGCACUGCAGCACUCUAUUCGUCUUACAGGAGUGGAAGAUCACGUCAAGAACUUCAGGCCUCAAUGUCUUGUUUUAACUGGUGCCCCCAGCUCACGUCCAGUACUACUUCAUCUGGUCCAUUCCUUUACAAAGAAUGUUGGUAUGAUGAUUUGUGGCCAUGUGCAUAUGGGUCCACGAAGACAAGCAAUAAAGGAACUUAUUACUAAUCAAGCCAAAUACCAGAGAUGGUUGAUUAAGCAUAAGACCAAAUCCUUCUAUGCACCAGUUUUUGCCGAAGAUGUUCGGGAUGGAGCUCAGUACUUGAUGCAGGCUGCGGGUUUAGGUCGGAUGAGACCAAAUACACUUGUUGUUGGCUUUAAGAAAAACUGGAAGCAUACAGAUAUGAAAGAUGUGGAUGACUACAUUAAUGUAUUGCAUGACGCCUUUGACUUUCAGUAUGGUAUAGUCGUCAUCAGGCUAAAGGAAGGUUUGGACAUUUCUCAUCUUCAAGGCCAUGAAGACUUGUUGGCCUCCCAAGAGAAGUCCCCUGGGCAGAAGGAUUUUGUAUUAAAUGUAGAUCAUGGAAGAGAAACUGAUGCAGAUUCUUCUAAACCUUCAUCAAAGUCGGCCAGUGAAAGUAACACUCCACAGAAAGAUGAAGAAGAAGAUGGCAAAGCUUCAACACAACCACUAUUGAAAAAGAAAGAACCCAAAUGUCCUUCACCUCUGAACAUGGUAGAUCAGAAACUACUGGAGGCAAGCUCUCGAUUCCAGAAAAAACAAGGCAAAGGCACAAUCGAUGUGUGGUGGCUGUUUGAUGAUGGAGGUUUGACUCUUCUGAUUCCUUAUGUACUCACUACCAAGAAGAAGUGGAAAGACUGCAGGAUUAGAGUAUUUAUUGGUGGAAAAAUUAACAGGAUAGACCAUGACAGAAGAGCGAUGGCUACACUGCUGAGCAAGUUCAGAAUAGAUUUCUCAGACAUCAUGGUCCUUGGAGACAUUAACACUAAACCAAAGAAAGAGCACAUUGUAGCAUUUGAAGAAAUGGUAGAACCAUACAGACUUCAUGAAGAUGACAUGGAACAAGAUGCAGCUGAUAAGAUAAAGGCAGAGGAACCCUGGAGGAUCACAGACAAUGAACUGGAGGUGUACAAGAUGAAGACAUACCGGCAGCUGCGUCUCAAUGAACUUAUAAAGGAACACUCAAGCACAGCAAAUCUAAUUGUUUUGAGCCUACCUGUUGCUCGGAAGGGUGCUGUGUCCAGUGCACUAUACAUGGCUUGGUUAGAAGCUCUUUCCAAGGAUUUGCCUCCUCUACUGCUUGUUCGAGGCAACCACCAGAGUGUGCUCACCUUUUAUUCUUAAUACUACAGCACAGUGUGCAGCCUGAGGAGAUGGUACUUCAGUAGCUAGACAUGGGGGAAGAUAGGAGUUUCUAGGAAAUAUACACAUCACAGAAAGUUAAACCAUGGUGUUUCUUAUUUUUCACGAAUUCUAGUUACCUAAAGUACACCUAAUGGAAAAUGUGACAAUUAAAAAAAGAAAAAAAAAAGAUUUUGGACCCUUUUAGCUAAUCUUCAGGUUCUCUUACUUAGAUGAAUGAUUCAGUGAAGGAAAUUCCUGUUUUUGGACUGAAGAAGUUUUCCUGUUGCUGCUUGGAUAGCAGCAAUAAAGUUUUUUUUUUUUUCUCACAUCACUUUACUGCAUUUUGGAUUUUAAAAUGGACCUUCACUGCCUUAUUGAGGUGCCUUCGGAAAGUAACCAAAUUCCAUUCCUAGACUUUAUAUAUAUUUGAGUGAUGGAUUCUGCCUUUAGCAAGAACUAUAGGCUGGUCAUCCCCAGUCUUUUCCAUCUGGAAGUACAGGGAACUGCUGAUCUCACUCACUUUUUUUGUCUUCCAUUGAGCUGCUAUUUUUAUGUGUUAUAGUAAUUUCCAUGACUUAUAUUUAGUAGUAGUUCUGAGUUGAAGGUUGUGUCGUAGGGACAACUUGCCUUAACUUAUCUUUCUAAACCAACAUUGUAGCUGUGCUCUUCUGUUUUCUUUGUCUCGAAAAGGGGGCAGAAGAAGAAAAAUGGCAGUGCCUGAGCCAUGAUUUAUAGUGCAUCCUUCUGUGGGAAAAUGCUGUUCAUGUGAUAUGUUUGUGUUAAACAUGAUCUGAGGUAAAAUUAAAAAAAAAAUACAAGCCAUGCUAUUAGUGUAAAGGGAAAGAAAAUUAGAAAAAUGCUGUGAAUGCUUUACUGAAUGCAUUUUAUGAUAGCUGAAUGUCAAAUACCGGUAGCCAUUUUUUGGGCCAGUGUCACUAUCUGUCUUAUGGCUGCAGAACAGUCUGCGUUCAUUGUUAAGUCUAAAUAGCAGCUCAUUAACUUUCUUUCAGAAACCCUUUUCAUUUAGUUUUCCUUUAACCUCCUGAUCAGAUGAUUAUGGGUUUUGUUUUGUACCAAAUAUCAUAAGGAAAUCUGAGGUAUGUAUAUUGCCUCAUCCCAGCUCACUUGCAUAUGAGUGAGGGUCUGGUCACUCAGAUACAUGAACGUGGAACAGACUUUGUAGUCUGAGCUAGCAAGAAGCUUUCAUAAAAAUAAAACAAAAACUGGCUCUAGCAGUCCUGGACCUAUUCUAAAUAUGCAGUGUUGGGAGUUUGCCUUGUAUAUUUCUUUUAAUUUGAACUUUUCCAUGCCCUUUAUUAAUGGAACUCUGCAGAGUCCCCUUCAUUUUUACAUUAUGUAAGAGAGGGUGUCUCUUUCUAUUCACAUUAUUUUGUAAGUAAGAUUGUCUGUAAUGAAAUGUUUAAAAACUUUGAACCCAGUACUUGAAUUCAGUGGAAGCUAUUUAUUGGGCUUAUAGCUCUGAGUGAAAUAAUGUAAGUAGUUGAGAUUUCUUUUAGUCUGUUUCCUUUGAAAGUAUUUUACAUGCUGCUGCCUGCUAAGUUUUGGCUAUAUGUGUACAUGUAUAUCUGACUUUAUAGUGGAAUGAUUGUAUGUUAACUCAUUCAUGAUCCACUGUAUUGUCUCUUUCCCAGUCCAAGCAUUCAUUCAGCCUCUGAUUAAUUCCACAUGAGGGCAAAAUGCCUACCUCCACUAAAGAUGCACAAAUUUCACUGGGGUGCAGCCUCUCUGUUAAUAGCACUGAUGGGAGGCAUAGAGUUUUCACAUGUAGGGAACAAAAUUCAGCCAUUUUGAUGUCAGCCAGUGGCCCAUUAGCUAAGCUAGUGUUGGUGUGGUUCAAACCACUAUAAGUAGUCACAUAUUUUAAUUUGUAGUGAAAGUGCAACAUUUGAAGUCAUGGUUUGGAAACAUGCUUUUAUCAAAAUUAAAAAAUGUUAAAAUGAUAA